GGAUACCCAAUGUGGAUUUGUGCAGACGCCAUAUUUGCUGAAAUUUGUAAACAAACGAGAACAUUUUCAUCCUCGUGUUUUAUUUGAUGCCAUAAUAUAACAUCCAUAAUGUGAGGUUUAUACAUUACAAUGAGUGAAAAGGAGGGCACUGAGAAGAAGGAAGAGAAUGGAUUUAAACACUCCUCAGGUGCUAGAGCUAAGCAGAGCAAUGAAGGCAGAGCUAGCAACAAAGCACAUGAUGAGCGUGUGACAGCCAAAGGCACAAAGUCUAGUACACCAGGAACCCCAAAUAAGGGCGGCAAGAAUGACAGCAGGAAGACAGGGUCAGGUGGCCAUGACAAUGUGAGGGAGACAAAUCGUAAUCGAAACAAUUCUCAGUAUGACCGCAGUGGCUAUCGAACCAGUGAACGAGGAUCAGAUAGAGGGAAUGAUCGUGACGGUGGUGCCCGAGGAGGGAAGAGUGGGAAUAGGGGAGGAGGAGAUGGAGGCAGCAGAGAAAAGAGUGGCAACAGCUCCAGAGGGAGUGGUAGGGGUGCAACUGGAGGUACCAACAGAGAAAGAGAACACACACCAAGGAAAUCUGAUGUGAGGGACAGAAGAGAAGACAGAGGAGAGAAAGGAGAUGGCAGGGAAAGCCAAAAGAAAUCUUCAUCAUCAAAAGCUCAGAUGAGCUCAGCAGCAGAUCUAGAAGCUCAGUGGCUGAAGGAGGAAGAAGAUAAAAGAAAGAAAGAGGAGGAAGAAGAAAGAAUCAGACUUGAGGAAAUCAGAAAAAAGGAAGAGGAGGAAAAAAGGAAAGAAGAAGAAGCCCAGCGACUGAAGGAAGAAGAAAUUAAAUGCAUUCAAGACUAUAUAACUGAAUGUAAGGAAAGGACAGAGAGUAAAAAACUACUGAAAGAACAGAAUCUGGCUGCAGCAGAUCAAAGACCAGAUGAAAGGUUUUUUACGAAGCUUGAUUCAAACUUGAAGAAAAACACUGCUUUUGUAAAGAAAUUGAAAAAUCUGACAGAAUCCCAAAAAGAAAUGUUGACAAGAGAGUUCCACGGCCUUAAUCUAACAAAAUAUGUUGGUGAAGUGGCUGCGGCCAUCACUGAAGCUAAACUGAAGAUGUCAGAUAUUCAUUGUGCAGUUCACAUCAGUAGCAUCAUGUUCCAACGUUACCAUGAAUUUCCUGCUGCUCUGCUGGAAAACAUACAGAAGUUUCUUCUGGGAAAGAAGGAUGAUAAGAUCAGCAACCCCAGUAAAUAUCGUGUAGACCUGCGAUUUUUUGCGGAGUUGGUGUCUGUCGGACUAUUCUCCAAGAAGGAGGGUUUGGCUGUGGUGGGAAAACAGUUAGAGCAGCUUGUAAACAAUGACCAUGAAGAACACAAUAAUCUGGCCAUCCUGUCCAGUUUCUGUAAACACUGUGGUGAUGACUACAUGGGGUUAGUCUCCAGGAAGUACAGAUUACUUGCUGAAAAGUAUUCACUUGAAAUACCAGUAAGUCAGAUGCUGCAGCGCGAGAAGCAAAAGGCCUGUCGAAAUCUCAUGAAGGACUACUUCCUGUCUCUGUGUAAACAUCUGAUACGAGUGUAUAAAGACCUGAAAAACAUAGAGCGACACAAUCGCAGGACUCUUCAGACAAAGGGAGAGCUGAGCAAUGAGAGACGAGAGAGCUAUGAAAAUGCAUUAGCUGCUUAUCAAAAGCUUCAUGGCAACACGUCUGUGUAUUCAGAUUUGUUGGAUGAAGACAUGCCAGACUUACCAGAGGAAGAUCUGUUAAAAGAUGAGGAAUCUGGGUUUGAUGUGUUUGACCCUUCAAAGAAUGCAGAGUUUCAGUAUGUCGGCGACAGUACACUGUUUGAGGAUGAGGAUGCAAGAGCAUUCUACGAAUCCCUGCCCGAUCUCAGAGCUUUUAUACCAGGGAUUUGUUAUAAAGAGAGUGAACAGAGCACUGUCAAGGAUGAAACCAAAGAUGUGGAAACUGGUUUGGAGGAAGACAUGGAGAAUCUUAAAGUGGAAGACGUGGAGCGAGAAAUGGAGACAGAACAGCAGAUCGCAGAGGUGGAGAAUAAAGAAGCAGAGGAGGAGGCUGCAAAGGUCAAAGAUCAGGAGGAAGAGGUGGUACCUGCUGCAGAAGAGGAUUACAGUGCUCUUCAUGAUCUGGACAUUGAAGAUGAUGCAGAUACUGGCAAUCUGAUGAAGGUGCAGUUUGAUGCUUACCUCCUCUCCCUCCCAAACUGUGUUAACAGGGACCUACUGGACAAAGCCAGCAUAGAGUUCUGUAUGAAUUUCAACAAUAAAGCCAACAGGAAGAAGCUGGUGAAAGCGUUGUUCACUGUUCACAGAACCAGGUAUGACUUGCUGCCAUUUUACUCUCGGAUGGUGGCCACACUGUAUCCUUGCAUGCCUGAUGUGGCGAACGACCUUGUUCAGCUUCUCAAAGGAGACUUCAAAUGGCAUGUUAGGAAAAAGGACCAGAUCAACAUUGAAUCCAAGUUAAAAACUGUGAGGUUUAUUGGAGAGCUGGUGAAGUUCAAGUUAUAUCCUAAGUCAGAGGCACUGCAUUGUGUAAAGUCACUAAUGUUUGAUUUCACUCAUCACAACAUUGAGAUGGCCUGCUCUCUACUGGAAACAUGUGGAAGGUUUCUCUACAGAUCUCAAGAUUCUCAUCACCGGACAAAGAUAUAUCUGGACGUGAUGAUGAGGAAAAAGGCAGCCCUUCACUUAGACAGUCGGUACACAACGAUGAUAGAGAAUGCCUUCUACUACAGUAACCCUCCAGACGUUCCCCAGACCACCAGGAAGGUCAGGCCUCCUCUCCAUGAGUACAUCAGGAAACUUCUCUACAAAGACCUCUCAAAGGUCACCACAGAAAAGGUUCUGAGGCAAAUGAGGAAGUUAAAUUGGGAUGAUCAUGAGAUAGCAUUCUAUGCCACGAAGUCAUUGAUAGCGGUAUGGAAUGUACGUUACAACUCUAUACACUGUGCAGCCAACCUUCUAGCUGGUCUAGCUCCCUAUCAUGAACAUGUGGCCAUACAAGUGGUGGACGGAGUACUGGAGGACAUCAGGAUAGGCAUGGAGGUAAACCACCCCAAGUACAACCAGCGACGCGUGAGCUGUGCUAAAUUUCUUGGAGAGCUGUAUAACUACAGAAUGGUGGAAUCUACCGUCAUCUUCAAAACUCUGUACUCCUUCAUCACUUUUGGAGUGUCCUUUGAAAAUGAUCAGUCACUUCUGGAUCCCCCGGAGCAUCUGUUCCGUAUCCGCCUCACCUGUGUGGUACUUGAGACAUGUGGACAGUAUUUUGACAAGGGUUCAAGCAAAAAGAAGCUUGAUUGCUUCCUUAUCUACUUCCAGCGGUAUUACUGGUUCAAAAGGCAAUGCUGUAUUUGGACUGAGGACAGGCCAUUCCCCAUUGAUGUGGAAAACUUGAUGCAGGACACGAUUGAAGCCAUACGCCCUAAGACCCAGGUACCACAGAACUAUGAAGAGGCUAGCAAAGCUGCUGAAGACUUGGAGAAUGAAUACAAACAGAAGCUGGCAUCUGUUCUGCCCAUCAUUGACACGGACGAGGGAAACAGUAGUGAAGCAGAUGAGGGGGGUCUGACCACCAUACAGGAGACAGAGGAAAUGGAUGAUUUUAGUAACAGUCUGUCCAACACUGAGGAUGAUAGUGAGACGAGCGGGGAUGACCGAAGUCAGAGUCAGCGAAGUCAUACCGGCAGUAUGGGCAAUCGGGAUCAAGGGGAGGAGGGCGAGGGUGUUGAAAUGAGUGAAAAUGAUGAAGAUGUCAUGCUGGACUCUGACGGGGAAGAUGAUGAGAUUACCCUGUUAACUGGAGGUCCAAGAUUUGUCAAGUGUUCAGAGGACGAUGACUUUAUGACAGCUUUUGACAAGAUGAUGACAGACAACAUUCAGGCAAGAAAUCAAGAGUCACUCAAAGUGCCACAGCUGGAUAUAGCAGUCCCAAUGCAUCUGAGGGAUAAAAACAAAAAGGCAGCAUGCUCUAACUUCUUAGAUCAGAGUCAGGAGGAGCCAAAGGAGAAUAAGUCCAUAGACUUUGUACUGAUGACCAGGAAAGGCAACAAACAGCAGUUCACCAACCUGAAUGUACCAAUAUCUGCAGAAUUUGCAGCCAAGUAUAAGGAAAGGGAACAUGCAGAGAAGAUGGAGAAAGAGAGGAUGAAACAGGUGGUACUGGGAAUCCAUGAGCGUCAGGAGGAGGAGGAUUACCAGGAAAUGAUUGCAGCUUUAAACAGACCAAUGCCUUUGGUGAAUGCUAAUCGUGAUAGGAGGCUGAGGAACUAUCAGCACCCAAAGGGGGCUCCAGAUGCUGAUCUCAUAUUUGGCUCAAAGAAACGUUGAAGUGUUGGAAAUGAAGUGUAAGUGACUGAAAUCAAAGCAGUACACACUGCUCCAAAGCCACAGUUCAGAGGCUGAUAAAACUAAAGAAUGCCCGGCUGAUAUUCAAUCGGCAGGAACUCCCCGAAGUAAUGAGGAUCAACCCCAGUCCUAGUUGGGAGGCAUGGUCACAUAGACCUUCUCCCCCAGGAGUAGUGCUACGCGCCGACACAUGUGUUUACACUGCUUCAAGGAAAAUGACAUAAUUACUUAAAAAAAAGUUUUAACAACUUCAAUGAUAAUAUAAAUGUAUGUCAAAUUAAUUUGUGAUUCAAGAAUUUUAACUUUGACAAAUCCAUUGAAUUUGUGAUAAUGCUAUCCCUCUGGCACUUGUAAUGUUAUGAUAAAAGAUCAUAUUAUUUUGAAAGGAAAAAAAUUAAUUUUGUGAGUAUAUGGCUAAAUUAUUUAAGGUUCAACUCUUUUGAAAGAGUUCCAUAUUCCUGUCAUAAGGUUUUAAAGACAAAAAAAAAACUAUUAACAGGAUCACUCUUAUAUUGAAUUUAAAGUGAAAAUUAUGAAGUUUCCUUAUGAAAAUGAAAUUUUUAUACAAUUUGUGUUUUUGUUCGUAAUGAAAAUUCUGUUGAAAUUUAAAAGAAUUGUUGAUACUUUUUAUACCUGUUAUGCAAUUUGUACUGUUUACAAAGCUUAUUUUUAGAAAUUUUCUGAUUCUGAAAUUAUUUGGGAUUCGGAAACAUUGAUUAUAAAUAUGUAAGUAAAAGGAAUAAAUGUUCGUACAAACUUCAUGCACAGGCAAAAUAUACAUUGUGAUGUCUUCAGUCAGAGAUGGUAGACUAUGUUUCAUUUGGUAUCACUAUUUAUUUACCAAACACAGGCACAGAUUUAAGGUCAAAAAGAUCAAACAGGUAAAUAAAAUUAUUUAUAUUAUCGCCUAUGGUAAAAUCUGAAUCAGUAAACAUUAAAAAGAAUUUAUGAUAAGAUUAGUAAUAAAAAAGACCAAUUCUGUACUACAUGUAGUCCUGAAAGAGGUUCAGCUGCAGUACCUGUCAUUCUGAGUUAGAUAUGUAAACUUCUGUGGUGACAAUGGCAGGGUAUUGAUGAUUUUAUGUAAUUAGAUAAUUGUCUCUAAAAGCAGGCUGUAGACAAGAAUUUAGCAAAAUGUUCAGUAUUUUGCCAUUAAUAUUUAGUUAAGUUCUCCCUCACAGAACUGAUCGCAUGAGCUGUUCUCCAGAGAUUCACUGCUAGAUAUAUGUGAACACUGGUUCAAACAUUGAAACUUUUGUUUUGGUAGUUUUGCCAGUUUCCUGUAUUAAAGAGAAAUCUAUAAAAUAAACACUUUAAUGAAAGAAUCUGCAGUGCCAGGAUCACUUUGUGAUGUGACUGUCCAUACUUGUGACACCUUCCAUAUUCUUUGUAUAGUUCUGGUUGAAAUACAAUGUAUUAGACUUCUUUGCCAUGUUUAUAUGGACAGUAUGUGGACGAGUACUAUCAAUUUAUUUUACAUUGACCGAUUCUGUCAGUAUUAAGGAUUACUGAUGAAAUAAAAACUUCAAGUGCAGAGUUAUAA
Molecule: messenger RNA, 5905 nt
Organism: Pecten maximus
Lineage: Eukaryota; Metazoa; Mollusca; Bivalvia; Pectinida; Pectinidae
Product: regulator of nonsense transcripts 2-like
Exons: 41
Coding region: 130-4344 (1404 amino acids)
Biological process (GO): nuclear-transcribed mRNA catabolic process, nonsense-mediated decay
Cellular component (GO): cytoplasm; exon-exon junction complex
Molecular function (GO): protein binding; RNA binding
Source: RefSeq, a predicted model, not a curated record